AUGGCCACCUUUAGGAAAGUGGAACGCAUUAGCUGUCCGCUCUCAGGUUGGGCAGUAAGGGUCGGAGAAGGGCAAUCACUCAUUCUUAAAACCAGCGUUCUUAAGGCCAAAGAGUCGGCGGAAAAGGGGGGAAAGCUCUCCGUUCCUGGUUUCCUAUGUACCAUUUUGAAAAAGCUUUAUCUCCUUAACAGUAUGUUUGGUGUGGAAGUCGUGCUUGGUUUGAUCAACGCUAUUUCUAUCUUCACAAAUCUCACCGACAUUUAUCUAGAAGCUUAUGAUUUCCGCAUUUCCAUUAGAUGGAAAAGUGUCAACUGUUCCUAUUACAUUCAAAUAUGUAUAAACCAUCAAGACUACAAUCAAAUACAAGUUGGGCUACCAAAUGGGAUUUGGUAUUGGCCUCUCAGGACAUGGUCGCUACAGAAAUAUAAUGCAGGUGACAUCAAUGGACAGUUGUUUCACCACGGAGGGCACCCAUCUAAGUUAAAUACAUAUUUAUGGAAGGAUACGUUGGUCGUCGGUUGGAUCUUGACUUAG
Messenger RNA from Lactuca saligna, 534 nucleotides. The record is from the annotation of a GenBank genome assembly. Lineage: Eukaryota; Viridiplantae; Streptophyta; Magnoliopsida; Asterales; Asteraceae.